AUGGGUGGUGUCACCGUUCGCGAUGUGGACGCGCAGAAGUUCAUCGCUGCCUACUCUGCUUUCCUGAAGCGUCAGGGCAAGCUCCCCAUCCCUGGAUGGGUUGACACUGUCAAGACUUCUUGCUCCAACGAGCUCCCUCCCCAAGACGCCGACUGGUACUACGUCCGCGCCGCUGCCGUUGCCCGUCACAUCUACAUGCGCAAGACCGUCGGUGUCGGCCGCCUGCGCAAGGUCCACGGCUCGACCAAGAACCGUGGCUCCCGCCCCAACCACCACGUCGAUGCCUCCGGCUCCGUCGACCGCAAGGUCAUGCAGUCUCUCGAGAAGAUCGGUGUCCUUGAGUACGAUGAGGAGAAGGGCGGUCGCCGCAUUACCCAGGCCGGCCAGCGGGAUCUUGACCGGAUUGCCAAGACCACCGUUGACGAGGAGGAGGAGGACGACGAGUAA
This is a messenger RNA of Aspergillus viridinutans, 447 nucleotides long. Its product is annotated as 40S ribosomal protein eS19. Gene Ontology annotation, biological process: translation; ribosomal small subunit assembly. The coding region runs from base 1 to 447 and encodes 148 amino acids. NCBI's taxonomy places the organism in Eukaryota, Fungi, Ascomycota, Eurotiomycetes, Eurotiales, Aspergillaceae. The transcript has 4 exons. Gene Ontology annotation, cellular component: cytosolic small ribosomal subunit; ribosome. The record is from RefSeq and is a predicted model, not a curated record. Gene Ontology annotation, molecular function: structural constituent of ribosome; RNA binding.